Messenger RNA from Miscanthus lutarioriparius, 1032 nucleotides. Lineage: Eukaryota; Viridiplantae; Streptophyta; Magnoliopsida; Poales; Poaceae. The record is from the annotation of a GenBank genome assembly.
AUGGCGAAGGAGAAGAAGCGGAAGCAGCCUCCCACCGACGCGGCGCCGCCCCCGGGCGACGAGCGCGAGGGGAGGAGCGAGCGGAAGGGCAAGAAGGCCAGGAAGGAGAAGGCGGAGGCGAUACUGCCGUCGCAGAUCAAGAACAAGGACAAGCGCCGCGAGGUGCACGCUAAGCUUAAGCGAGAGAAGAAGGCCCAGAAGCGCGCGCUCGCCCGCGAGCGCGGACAGCCGCCGGAGAGGCAGGUUCCCCGGACAAUCGAGAACACCCGGGAGCCCGAUGAGACUGUGUGCCGGCCCGACGACCAGGAGCUGUUUGCAGGAAAUGAUGCGGAUGAAUUCAAUGCAGUUCUAAAGCAGCACAUAACCCCGAAAAUAUUGAUUACGACAUGCCGCUUCAAUUCUGGGAGGGGGCCUGCAUUUAUUGACGAGUUAAUGCAAGUGAUACCGAAUUCCCAUUAUAUAAAAAGGGGAACAUAUGAACUCAAGAAAGAUUUCACCUCACUUAUUGUUGUCCACACAAAUCGAAGGGAACCUGAUGCUCUACUUAUCAUUGGGCUACCUGAUGGCCCUACGGCACAUUUCAAACUAUCCAAACUUGUUCUUCGGAAGGACAUAAAGAACCAUGGCAACCCUACAAGUCAUAAGCCAGAGCUAGUAUUGAACAAUUUCACUACACGCCUUGGUCAUCGUGUUGGAAGGAUGAUGCAAUCUCUCUUCCCUCAAGACCCCAAUUUCCGUGGGCGCCGUGUUGUGACCUUCCAUAAUCAGCGAGACUACAUAUUUUUCCGUCAUCACAGGUACAUCUUCGAGACAAAAGAAAAGAAGGUUGCUUCGAAGGACAAGAAGGCUAAGACAUCUGAAAGCAAAACCGAAUCUGAGAAGCAAGUGAUUUGUCGCCUUCAGGAAUGUGGACCUCGCUUCGUUCUAAAGCUGCUCACCUUGCAACAUGGGACCUUCGACACGAAAAGUGGGGAGUACGAGUGGGUUCACAAGCCGGAUAUGGAUACGAGCAGGAGGAGAUUCUUCUUGUGA